AUGACCCCUACUAUUCCACGGAUUAUCCUUUCGCUAGACAACCUGUACGUUGCCUCUUCCCGCAGCCGCUCGGAGACGAUUCGGACUGCUCCUGCACCCGGCCUGAAUCUCCCCGAGGACAUUCAGGGUUACCACACGCUCGUCCCACUCGAGCCCAUCGUCGGCGAGCGGCGCAAGUUCGGAAAUUGGUAUUCGGCGGUGUACCGUGCGACCAAUUCCGCUGAUGGUGUUGCCUACGCACUACGAAGGAUCGAGAACUUUCGCCUGAUGCAGCAGGCGGCCUUCUCCAGCAUCGAGGCGUGGGCCCGCAUCCGACACCCGAGCAUCGUUUCUGUGCACGAGGCGUUCACGAGCCGCGCGUUUGGCGACUCUUCACUCGUGGUGGUGUACGACUACCAUCCGAACUCGCAGACGCUGUUCGAGGCGCACAUCAAGUCGAAGGCGCCUCAAUUCCAGAACGGGCGCUUGCAGGCGCAGCACUCGCGCAUCGGGGAGCGCACGCUCUGGUCGUACAUCGUGCAGAUCGCGAACGCGAUCAAGGCCGUGCACGACGCAGGCAUGGCGGUGCGGAUCAUCGACGCAACGAAGAUUCUUGUCACCAGCGAGAACAGGGUCCGCAUCAGCUCGUGCGGCGUCAUCGACGUGCUCACGUAUGAAUCGCGUGCGGACAUUGCGAUGCUGCAACAGGAAGACCUCGUCAUGUUCGGAAAGCUUGUCUUCGCGCUGUGCUGCAACAACCUGGCCGCGAUGAACAACUUUCCGAAGGCCGUCGAGAACCUUAGCCGGCACUACUCUGCAGACGUCAAGGCCGUCGCGCUUUUCCUCGUCUCGAAGCCUGCGCCCAACAAGACCAUCGGCCAUCUGUUCGAGAUGAUAGGCAGCAGACUUUUGACCGAGAUGAACGAGGUACAAAAUGCCGUCGACCGCCUGGAGGGCGAGCUCAUGUCGGAGCUUGAGAACGGACGCCUUGUUCGCCUGUUGUGCAAGUUCGGCUUCAUCAACGAACGCCCGGAGUUUGCACGCGAGCCGCGGUGGUCUGAGACCGGCGACCGGUACAUCAUCAAGCUGUUCCGGGAUUUCGUCUUCCACCAGGUUGACGAGCUGGGUAAUCCCGUCGUGAACCUGUCGCAUGUCCUCACGUGUCUCAACAAGCUUGAUGCGGGAUCGGACGAGCGCAUCAUGCUCGUGGCGCGGGACGAGCAGAGUUGUCUCGUCGUGAGCUACAAGGACGUCAAAGCAUGCAUCGACGCGGCGUUCAUCGAUCUCGCACGGCGGUGAGGAGCAGGCGGCCAUUUCUUGCCUAGAAAAUCAGUAGAAUCUAGAAAAAGACGCAGAAAAUAUAUACAAAAGACUGUUGACUCUCA
Molecule: messenger RNA, 1364 nt
Organism: Postia placenta MAD-698-R-SB12
Lineage: Eukaryota; Fungi; Basidiomycota; Agaricomycetes; Polyporales; Adustoporiaceae
Exons: 10
Coding region: 1-1278 (425 amino acids)
Biological process (GO): protein phosphorylation; nuclear-transcribed mRNA poly(A) tail shortening; mRNA processing
Cellular component (GO): PAN complex; P-body
Molecular function (GO): poly(A) binding; protein kinase activity; ATP binding
Source: RefSeq, a predicted model, not a curated record